UUAACCAAUAGCCAGUACAAGUUCUGAUUAGCUGCGGAAUAAACGUUUAGUGUCUUCAAUAGCACAAUGAAGAAAAUAAUUUUCAUAUAUUGUAGUUUAAAUUUACUUCUAUUAUUCCAGGUAACAAACGGAGGAUUGGCUAAAAACUUUUUCGGUAAAAUUCACGAUACAGCCCAUGAAAUACAUGAUGAUAUUCAUAAUUUGUUUCACCGAAACGAAGAUGCCAAUAGAAGGGUUCCAAAUACAGCAACAAAUACUGUAAGUCGUGAUGAAACAAGUGAACCGGUCUUUGUGUUUGCUACAACAUCAGAACCGAAGCCGAUAUCUAGUUUCAACAGUGGCCAACCAACAAAGGUAGAAGAUGUAUCAGUGGAUAGCUCGUUUGUGUUUGCUACGUCCUCUACAACAGAAAUUAACCUACAACAAAAACCUGGCACUGCAAAGAGUAAUUCAACAACCGAUGUAAAAGACGGACGGGAAAACUUUGCCGGUGGAUGCACUCCUGGUAGAAAACGAACUGAAGACGGUAGAUGCGAAGUACCAUUUUAAAUAUUAGUUUGUAUGUAAUAUUAAAAAUAUAUAUUUUUACUUUUUUUUUUACUGUACGAACUCUAGUUCUUUUUUGUAACUUCUUUAGUUAUUUCGUUUUGUACAUUUAUAGAAGUAAAUAAAAUGUUAUGUAACUACACAGAGAAAUGUUCUUUAUUUCUAGCAAUGUGUUCUUUAUUUUUCUCACUCCUAUAUUAAUUCAUGUUUAUAACUAUUUAAAUUCACAUAGUAGUUAAUAAAUAAAAUAAUUUAUUUUACAAACAUCCUGAAUACCUGACCAGGUAUUAUGUUUUCAUUAUUUAAUAUUGACUGAAAGUAAUAACAAUUAUUGUUAAAAUUUAAGUAUUUGUAAUUUAAGCAGUUGACUAAAUUUAUGUAUUUUUCUUACCUGACUUGAAGUCAAACUGCAAAAAUCGCAUCUGUUUAUUAUAAUUGAUACAUGAACAAUUGGUUAGAAACAAUAAUUCCUCGAAUUACUCGUAAUAUAACUAAUGUCACGCCAUUGUUACAUUUAACAUAUUUCAUUUAUUUUAUUAACAAUCUACGAGGACCAAUUUCACGAUGGAUAUUUCAUAUCAAUAUUAUUUAUUUAUAUGGGUAUAUAUACUCAAUAAUCUGUUGCUUUUCUUCGCAAUAAACGUGACAGUGUUUUCAAGUGCACAAUGAAGAAAAUAUUCAUUAUAUACUUUUCUUUAAAUUUACUUUUAUUAUUCUUGGUAAUUAAUGGUGUAUUGGCUAUUCCAACCAAUGGUGGGAUUGAUGUGGAUUCAAAUUCUGGAAGAAGUGAAAACUUUUAUGGUGGAUGCCCUAAAGGGACAUACCGGGCAGACGACGGCAGUUGUCUGGAUGCAAUAGUUGACUAGUGAGGUACAGUUUCCCUGUACAUAAAAGGAAAUUAAAAUAUGUGAUG
Messenger RNA from Bicyclus anynana (squinting bush brown), 1459 nucleotides. It is a transcript of the gene Pp, whose product is annotated as growth-blocking peptide, long form. The transcript has a single exon. NCBI's taxonomy places the organism in Eukaryota, Metazoa, Arthropoda, Insecta, Lepidoptera, Nymphalidae. Bases 67 to 549 code for a protein of 160 amino acids. The record is from RefSeq and is a predicted model, not a curated record.